Molecule: messenger RNA, 2043 nt
Organism: Lolium rigidum
Lineage: Eukaryota; Viridiplantae; Streptophyta; Magnoliopsida; Poales; Poaceae
Product: leucine aminopeptidase
Exons: 4
Coding region: 30-1865 (611 amino acids)
Biological process (GO): proteolysis
Cellular component (GO): cytosol
Molecular function (GO): zinc ion binding; metallopeptidase activity
Source: RefSeq, a predicted model, not a curated record
CCUCCCAUCUCGCUCCGCCGCAGCCAGCCAUGGCGCCGGUGGAUCCCCACUCCUACACCGACGGCGCGCACCCGGUGACCGCCCACGCCGCGCUCGCCUUCUACCUCGACUUCUCCGCCUCCGCCAUCCACGCCUCCGCGCUCCUCACCCUCUCCGCGCCGCACUCCGGGGACCUCCUCCUCGACACGCGCGCCCUCGCCGUCCACUCCGCCGCCACCGCCACCGCCCCCGCCGACCCCAUCCCCUUCGCCCUCGCCGCCGACGCCGACCCCGUCCUCGGCUCGGCCCUCACCCUCACCCUGCCCCCGGACACCACCUCCUUCCUCCUCACCUUCUCCACCUCCCCCGCCGCCUCCGCGCUGCAGUGGCUCUCCCCGCCGCAGACCGCCUCGGGCCUCCCCUUCGUCUUCUCCCAGUGCCAGUCCAUCCACGCCCGCUCCGUCUUCCCCUGCCACGACACCCCCGCCGCGCGCAUCACCUACUCGCUCCUCCUCAACCUCCCCGCGCGCCUCUCCGCCGUCGCCGCCGCGCGCCACGUCGCGCGCCGCGACCCCGUCCCCUCCGACCACCGCGGGGCCGUCCCCUCCGACCUCUGGUGCGCGCCGGGACGCAUCGUCGAGGAGUUCCACAUGGCGCAGUGCGUGCCGCCAUACCUCUUCGCCUUCGCCGCCGGCGCCAUCGGGUCCAGGGACCUCGGGCCCAGGACCAGGGUCUACGCCGAGGGCGGGGACACGCUCCUCGACGACGCCGCCAGGGAGUUCGCCGGCGUCGAGGACAUGGUCAAGGUCGGGGAAUCGCUCUUUGGGCCAUACGACUGGGAGAGGUUCGAUCUGCUCGUGCUGCCGCCCAGUUUCCCCUACGGAGGCAUGGAGAACCCCAGGAUGGUCUUCCUCACGCCCACAGUCAUCAAGGGGGACGCUGCAGGGGCGCAGGUGGUUGCCCAUGAGCUUGCGCACAGCUGGACUGGCAAUCUCAUCACCAACAAAACCAAUGAAGACUUCUGGCUCAAUGAGGGGUUCACAACAUAUGCUGAGAGGAGGAUUGUUGAGGUGGUGCAAGGCGAGGAGCGGGCAGCCUUAAACAUGGGAAUUGGAUGGAGGGGCUUGAACAGAAUGAUGGAGAGGUUCAAGGAUAACAUGGAGUUCACCAAGCUGAAGCCGAAGAUGGCAGGUAUCGAUCCUGAUGAUGUGUACUCGGAAGUGCCCUACGAGAAAGGCUUCCAGUUCCUAUGGCGCAUCGAGCGCCAGAUUGGCCGACCUGCAUUUGAUGAAUUCCUGAAGAAAUACAUUGCCACCUUCAAGUUCCAAUCGAUAGAUACAGAGACAUUUCUUGAAUUCCUGAAGGCCAAUGUUCCUGGGAUAGAGAACCAAGUUGACCUUGACGUGUGGAUUGAGGGUACUGGUAUCCCUCCGGAUGCCAUGGAGCCGGAUUCUGCUACCUAUAGAAAGAUCUGCACCUUAGCUGCAGAGUUUAAGUCUGGAAAAAUUCCAAGUGAAGAUGAGGUGGCAGACUGGAGUGGGCAGGAAUGGGAGCUCUACUUGGAGAAUUUAUCCAAAGAUGUUGAAUCCUCGCAGGUUAUUGCUCUUGAUGAACGGUACAAGCUGUCAGAAAGCCGUGACUACGAGGUCAAAGUCGCGUUUCUCCAGCUAGCGAUCCCCACGGGCUGCAGGUGUUACUUCAACGAGGUGGAGAAGUGCCUGAAGCAAGUGGGAAGGAUGAAGUACCUGCGCCCGCUCUACAGCUCGCUGGCAAAGUGUUCUGAGGAGGAGAAGAUGCUUGCGAAGAGGAUCUUCUCAGAGGCCCACGAGUUCUACCACCCAAUAGCUCGCAGCGUUGUGGAGAGCAUCCUUUCGAAGCAUGGGUAGUUGAAUGCGGUUGACUGAGCCUCUAAUGUAGUGAGAAAGCCUGUGAUGUUUCAUCAAUGUUUGAUCGCUUAUUUCUUCUGCAUAAAAUUAUCUCCCCUGCUGGAGCUAACCAUGGGGGAAAACUCUGAACUGUCCUGGGUAAUGUAUCAUGAGGGAUUGCAUGCCCGUAAUUUGUGUC